Psylliodes chrysocephalus is the source of this 15909-nucleotide messenger RNA. The record is from the annotation of a GenBank genome assembly. Lineage: Eukaryota; Metazoa; Arthropoda; Insecta; Coleoptera; Chrysomelidae.
GAACGUAACUUAAUUAGAUCAAAAGAACGUCCAUGAUGAUUCAUUUAGUGACAUUUCAAAAAUCAAAAAGUUACUAGAAAAAUCGGCUUCUUGUCCUGCUUGUCAUCGUUCUCGAACGGCAAAUGGCAUGGCAGAUUACAAUGGCAGCGAGCAGUGGCGGAGUAGAUUGGACGACUGUCUUAAAACCAUUUUUAUCGAAAAAUUAUGAGAGUUCUAACCCAGCAGAAGUGAUAGAAUUAUGUUCAGCUAUUGUUAAAAGCGAAUCUGAGAUUUUGCGCCACAAGGAAAGUAAUAAAAAUUUCUUUAAUUCAUUUGCUGUUUUAGCUGCUGAUUAUAUUAGCAGCAGUACAAGUGGAUUGCCAGCGAGUCAGCUAGAGACAGUAAAUGCCGCAUGUAGAGUUCUACUAAAAUAUUUGUUAAGUGCCCUAAAUUCAGCCAGUAGCGAAGGGAAUUUAAAUAGUGCCCAAAUUGAACGAUAUAUAAAUGCCAUUCGGGUAUUGUGUAUAGGUACAGGACUGCUCUCCACUUCGGAGGUUACUGUCCUCGUUGACAGCAUGAAGGGUGAAAAUUUACCCCAGCAGAAUCCAGUGCCUUCAGGCAAUGAGAAAGAUGCAAGUAAUAAACAGGAAUCCCCUAAAAAUCGAUCUGACUUGUCAGUCAGCAUUUAUGAACAGUUAACCCUACCCUUAAGAGAUGGAAGAACCACAACAUUGGACGUUGGAGCAAGUGGUUCAUCAACAUUACCAGACUUAACCCCUGGCAGUGAUCCUUCAUUAGAAAUAAAUAGAUUAUUUUUAAAAUCCAACCAAGAAAGUUUGCAAGCUCUAAGAGCUGGUGACGCCUUGGUGGAUUUGUGCCUUAGUUUACCUUCAAUAAAAAGAGCUAAGGGUAAAGUGGAAGAUGCUUUAGCUGGUAAACCGUUUUGUAUACCUACCAAUCAUGCUGAAGCUACAGCUCUUAGAAAUACGCUGUCAUCGACUUUAUCAGAAAUUACCCUAGCAAUGUCGGCAAUCAACCUACCCGUUUUAGAACCUUUAACACCAAGCAAAUUAGACAAAUUAUGUAGUCUUGCAAUGGCUGUCUUGCAUUGUGCUUUAAGCCAAGCUGCAGCAGCUGCGGUCUUAUCCAUGAGUUCAGUAGUGUCACCAAAAUGUUCAAAUCAACAGUCACAAGCCGGUUUGAAAGAAGAUGAUUUAGAUUCUAAUGCAGUUGCACUUGUAGAAGAAACAUUAAAUAUGUACAAUUAUAUAGGAAAUGUCAUUAAAACGUCCACACGAGCUGGAGGUCAUGUUUAUCAAAACUACUUACUAGCUGGAGCAUGGGUCCUUUUCUCUGGCCUUCAGACUCAUCUUAAUUCUAGUACAACUUCAGAAAAAACUCCUCACCUUAGAGAAAGAGACGAAAAGGGAAGAAGUCCUUGUAAAUCAAGAGAGGGUAAUUCUGCUCGCUCUGGUUUACAAAAGUUUCAACAGUCUUUUGGAGUUCUUUCUGUAGCUCUGGCUUCAAGAGCUUUAAGUUUGUUAUCCGAAUUAUUUGAUGAUUUAUAUUUGGAAGUUUGUGGAGGUGCAGCUAGCAUUGUACAGGUAGAGCCUGCUCCUUUGGCAAUAAUGGGACAAUUCACAGCAUUGCAGAGAAUUUCGAGGAUACUGAAUGCAGCACCCUUAAAUCAUUUAUUAUUUUACCUAGCAAUUGUAAGUUACAGAAAAGCAUGUACAUUGAAAAGACUCCAUCCACCAGAGGGGGACACUUUCAGUCAGUCAGACUCUACCACAUAUUAUGAAGAUAUGAUAAUGUGUUCAGAUGAUAGUUCUACUGAUGAUGAUGAAGACAGUGAACCAAUUCUGGGCCAAUGGUUCGAAGAAACACUUGCCCCACCAGAAACCACCGAUACCAAGUCGCCAUCCUCUUCUGAAAACGUUGAAGCAAAAUCAGUCCAAAAUGACAGGUCUAGAUCAAUGGUACCGGAAAAAGGAGAAGCACAUGGCUUCAUAGCACUAUCCACUAGUGUUUUCAUCUUCAUGAAUAAACAUUUUUUAUGUACAAAAAGUACAUUUGUCUCUAGAUAUGUCAAAAAUGGACUGACUGAGCAACAAAUGAUCAUUUUAGCUGCUAUUAUCAGAGAUUUGGAUAGGGAAACAGCUAGGACUGAAAUAGGCACUAUUUCAGUAUAUUUUGGCCAAGCCUUGGGUCAACUAUACUGCGAAUUUUCUGGAGCUCUAACACGAUUUGCUCAUAAUUUAGUAACAAAUAACAACUUGAGUAACUUACAAGCCUGUCUCUUAAAUCACCUAGGAGUAUCGCCUUGGAAUACUGAUGUGCCUCAUGCAUGGCCUUUACAAGUUUAUCCGAGGACCUUAGCCGUCUUGGCACAGGUUUUGCUCUUAAGGCCCCAAAACGAGAAAGAAGCAUCAGUAAUUAGCAUUUGGCAUCGACUAGUCAAUACAUUAAUUGAAAAUGUACUCAACAAUGCACAUUCUGUUGUUGAAUCUGAAAAUGAAGAUUUAAAUGUAGAACAUGCACAAGUUUUACUCUACUUAUUCCAUUCUCUCAACUUAAUGCAGAAGAAAUCAGUAGUUCUGCUAAUGGCCGGAGGAGUUUUGAGAUGUUCUGAAAUAGCCAGAGGCCCUUUGAAAGAUUCGCAAUUAUUACAUCUUUCUAGAUUAUUGUUACUCUUUGAUUAUAUCAUGAAGCACUUGUAUGAUCCACCUACAUCUUUAUUAGAACAGAUCCAGUGGAAUCUGUUUUUCUUAACAAAUCUAAACGCAGACAAAGAAAAAGAUAAUAGCAUGACCCGAAUGUACACAGCUUGGCAAGAUAUUGAAGGCAACUAUCGCAAAAUAUCAGCAGUCGAUGAAUUUACCAUGAAACCCCGUUUCUAUGUCCUAACAAAUUUGGAAGUUAAUAACCAAGACGCUCCGAAACUAGAUGGAUUAGCAUGUAAUUUCAUAUUGGGCACUCCAGAUAAACUUAGAUAUCCAUUACUGUUGGAUGCUCUGAUUGAAAUUUUAAAUGUUACUCAUAUUACCUCUGGGGCUAAUGCUUCCAAAAUGAGCUUUUUAGGUCUUUGUGCUACUCAGUAUUGUUUUACAAUUUGUUGGAAGUUGUUACAACUACUUCCCCCUUCAGCGUCUUACAUGGAACGUCUGGCAGCAGGUGAAAAUCUAACAGCUGGACCACUUUUAUUGCAUUCCUUAGUUUGGGGACCCAGAGCCUCUCACAAAAAUUUUAGUAGAUGGUUGAAAGAUUGUCUAGUAAAACAAGGAAUGUAUACACAACAUACUGAUAAGUUACUAAAGGAGGUUUCUGAAGCCGUAAAUAAUAUUAAAUAUGAUAUCGCAAAUGCUAAGAAUUGUAUAAUAUCUCUUACACCAGAUGUUAAGAAAGAUUUAGUGACCAAAGAAAAUCUUCCACCACUUUGGCACCUAUUCUUGUUAGACGCCCUUAUGACCAAGGUUCAGGUAGGCUUGGAGGAACCGGAGAGUACCUCAGAAUCAUCAUCUAUUACUGUUUCCGAUGGUACUUAUGUUCAAGAUUUACUUCCACAUGUCUUAAGACUAACCCAAGCUGUUUUACAUUGCACUAGAUGGUCUUUGUUGCACACUAUUUCUGAACAAAACCCAUCUUCGGAUAAAUUAUCAUUACAAAACUUUGAAGGCUUACAGGAUGUAUUGGCCAUUUCAUCAACAAAGAAUACAUUAACUAGUUCUUUGUCUUCAGAAUUGACAUCUUUGUUGCCACCUUCUGUCAGUUCCACACAACUACAGUCAUAUAAAUCUAUAUUGGAAGAUGUGUCUUUGGCUUAUCAAAAUGACAUAAUACCUUCAGAAAGUGCUAUUCUUAAAGUUGUUGAUGCUCACAUAGCAACUCUUUCUAUGAGCAGCCCAUACAGCAUUAACUUGUCUUUAAGACGCCUUCUUCAGUGUCUCACAAAAUUCAUUUGUGAUCAUGCUCCAAAAACAGAAAAUACAGACACCAAAAAUAAAGCCAUAGAGCUUCUUGUCUCUAUAACAUUAGAUUUGAGAACUGAAUUCCUUUAUGAUACUGUUACAAAAACUUUAGAUAAAAUGAUUGGAGAUACUGAAACAGAUGAACAUCAAAAGAGAGUUUAUUUGCGAGUUUUGGAUCAUACUUAUAAGUUAAUAACAAACUAUACUUCCGGAAAUUCUGAAAAUUACAGUGUAAAUAUAGACGAAAAAAUUUUACACCACUGCUUAAAAUUCUAUGAAAAAAUAAUAGAGAAAUCAUCAGGUCGUCAAGCUUUAGAAAUAUUCUUUACAGGCGACAGAGAUCUAGUAAAGGUGUUAAUGUCUGUUUCAAGUCCUCAGAUGUCACAGCAAUAUGGAACAAGAGUUUUACAUUUCUUUAACAAACUAUUCCAAGCUGCUGAAAAGAGCUCUACUGAUCCUAGCUUAAACUAUCUCUGCUCUAGCAUGAGCAAGCUUGCUAAUGUAGAAAAUGAAAAACUACAAACAUGGUUAAGACAAAUCAUCAUAGGUACAAAUAACAUUGAACCACUAGUAACAACCACAGUUACACUUAACAAAGAUGAAAGUCCAGCAACAUCUAGCAAUGGAAAAUGGACUAUUACUGCUGUAGAAAGUAAAGAUGUUACAUCAUCACCUACCUCUAAUAACGACCAGAAAUCUUUGGUACAGGAAAAUAGUCAGCUAUUACAAGCUCUGACUAGUUUUAUUGUUAAACAGAACAGCAACGUUUCUGAGGAGGUUUCUAUAACGAUUUUAAAGGCUCUUAUUCAAUUAGGAAAACAUUUAUUGUCACCAACCCUAGAAGGCGCUGGGUUUACAGAUUUGAUGGUUGAUAUGAUAAUGUUGGCCAAUGCUGGCUCUGGAAAAGGACACAGCUUUCUUUUCCCCGCCACUGCAGAAUGGAUCGAAAUAUGUAACAAACGCACCUCAGAAAAAGAUGUUAUUGAGAAACUGACGAACGAUUUCGAUUGUUCCAAAAAAAAUGCCAUGAUGGAAGCAGCCUCAUGCAUUUUGGAUUAUGUCAGUGACGUAAUUUCCAUAAUAACUUCACAACAUCCUCAGGCAAUUAGACCUUUAAGUCCACCUUGGGAAAGUGAAUCACCACUAGAUCUAGAUUCUGAAUGGCCAGACUUUGCCAAUAAUGAUGAUGAUGACAGUGGCGAAGAUAGUGAUGAGGAUUCUUUAUGUAACAAACUGUGUACAUUUACUGUAACUCAAAAGGAGUUUAUGAACCAACAUUGGUACCAUUGUCACACUUGCAAAAUGCUAGAUGGUGUGGGAGUAUGCUCUAUUUGUGCCAGGGUCUGUCAUAAAGGACAUGAUUUAAGUUAUGCAAAAUAUGGGAAUUUCUUUUGCGAUUGUGGUGCCAAGGAAGAUGGAACCUGUCAAGCAUUAAUAAAGCGGAGUCCACAAAAUAAUGAAAUUAAUAAUGUAUCUGGAGGAGGAAGUUCCGAACAUAUUUUGACAAGUUCUUUGAGAAGAAGAACAUCAAGUCCUGUUCCUACAGAUAAGAUUGUUUACAAAGAAAGAAAAACAUCUAACACCGUCAAACAACUGGAUGGAUCCAAAGAGUUUAUUAUCAACUACCUAGGUUCCAGUUUAGUAACUGGUUCUCUUUUAGAAUUCCUUCAAUCUCUAAUCCCUGCAGUUGAAGAAAACUGUCGUAAAAACUCUUUAGUAGGCUGUCAUGUUCGAGGUGUCACAGCAUUAGACCAAUUGUAUGCCAAUGAGAAGAAAUACGUCCACACAGACCAGCUUAUGGUACCAACUUUAGGCUCACAAGAAGGAGCGUUUGAAAAUGUACGUAUGAGUUAUGCUGGUGAACAAGGACAGACUAUAAGACAACUACUAUCAGCACAUAUAAUAAGAAGAAUAGCAAUGUGUUGUAUGACGUCCACACAAGGUAGAAGGCAACAUCUAGCAGUAUCUCACGAAAAAGGAAAAAUUACUGUAUUACAGUUAUCUGCUUUAUUGAAACAAGCUGAUUCUUCAACAAGAAAAUUAACAUUAACAAGAUUAUCUACAGCUCCAAUACCUUUCACUGUACUUUCUCUAUCCAGUAAUUUAUGUAAUGAAGACUUUUUGGCUGUUUGCGGUUUGAAAGAUUGUCAUAUAUUGACAUUUACUUCAGGGGGAUCAGUUUCAGACCACUUAGUACUCCAUCCUCAGUUGGAGACUGGUAAUUUCAUCAUUAAAGCUAUCUGGUUACCAGGUUCACAAACUAAACUUGCUCUUGUAACAGCGGAUUUUGUUAAAAUCUUUGAUUUAGCUGUAGAUGCAUUGAGUCCUCAAUACUUUUUCUUAGUACCAAGUGGAAAAAUUAGAGAUUGUACUUUUAUGUAUGAAGAUGAAACCUACCACAUCCUAUUGAUGUCUUCACCUGGACAUAUCUAUACCGAAAUUUUGAAUGAAGAUUCUUCUACUAAGUAUGGGUCUUUUUAUGUUACUAAUACAUUGGAGGUAUUCCAUUUGGAAGCUGCUGAUGUCAACGGGCAAGUAGCAGGAGGUGGGGUUUCCAUCUAUUACUCCCACACUCUUGGUCUUCUAUUUUACAGCUAUGCUCAAGGCAAAAGUUUUAUAUCUCCCAUAAUGCCAAAAAGUAAUAGCCUACCAAUGGUAUUUCCCAUCAACCUGCCUCAAUCUAAUAAUAGUACCUCAAAAAGUAAUGGUUCUAAAAAUUCUUCAACCCAACCUCUCUGUCAGUGGACUGAAAUCCCUAACCACCCUGGUCUAAUUUGUUGUGCUAUGCAGUCUAACAAUAACCCAGUUAUUUUGAUGCUAAGGCCAGAUACUAUUAUGAUACAAGAAAUUAGAGUAGUACCUGCCAAAUCAAAGAUUAUGGAUAUGGUUGCAAUUAGACACAAUUCUGGAAGUGAAUUGAGAACUACUUUGAUUUUGCUGUGUGAGGAUGGCAGUCUGAAGAUGUACAUGGCUAAUAUGGAUCAGACAGGAUUUUGGAUGUCUCCCAGCAUCCAAGCUACAUUCUUAAACACCACUGUAAAACCCAAAAAGAAAAAAGUAAUAAAAACUGGCAAAACAUCCAACUCUCUAAAUUUCCCAGUGGAUUUCUUUGAGCACUGUACUGCAAUGAACGAUGUAGAACUAGGAGGAAAUGAUCUUUUGCAGAUUUAUAACCAAGCCCAAUUAAAACAUCGUCUGAAUACAACAGGACUUUAUGUGGCUUGUAAUAAACCCUUAGGAUUUUCAAUUGAUGUCACUAAUAAUGAUUCUAAUUUAGUUAUGGUGGGUUUGAGGGUACUAGUUGGUAGUCAGGAUAUGCAAAGGUGUCCAUCAUUUGUCGAGAUAUUUGGAAGAAUUAUACCCAUCACUGCAACCCGUAGUCGUUGGUAUGACAUCCCAUUCUCUAGAGAAGAAAGUUUACAAGCUGAUAAAAAAUUAACAAUUCUCUUUGGACCUUCUCAAGAUCCGGAAACUGUAACUAUGGUUGACAGUGUUAAAAUUUAUGGAAAAACAAAAGAUUCAUUUGGUUGGCCAGAGGAAUCUGAUGACAGUAUACCCUCUGGUGGCAAUAGUAGCAACCAACAAAUUGUUGCUAGUGCUGAAGGUGAACAGAAUAGUGGAAAUAAAACACAAUUGUCCAAACUGGAGAAGCUUGUUGUUGGCAUCCUAGAAUCUCUUGAUGGCAGCUUCUCCCUCCACCCAACAGAAGAUAAGUUGUCAACUUUUAAAGCUCCUACUCUUAAAGUUGCCACACAACUUUUGACUCUUCCCACUCAGCCAUCUGUACAAAUUCAUUCUAAAGCUUUAUUGUCUUCUUUACACUCAACAAAACAACUGUACCACAACUACAAAGAUCAAGCACUGCUCCAACACGUUUUAUCAAGCUUGACGGAAAUGACAAAUUCCAAUGUCAAAGAUUUAGAUACUGAGAGUUAUUAUAGAUUGGUUUUGAUCGUUAGAGGUAUUGCUGUAGCUAGACCUCAGAAUUUGGUAAAAUUUGCCGAUAGUCAUACAUCUAUACAGGAUGUUGUAUUGGAUGAUCCAUUAGAGAAUAUCUGUAAUCCAGAAAAGAAAGAACUUAAACCAGAACGUAAACAACAAAGCCAACACCUUCUUCUUCAACUAAUGGAAGUACUUUGGCUUCUUCACUCUCUCAAUCCAGAAAUACCUUCCCUAUCUCUAGUCGUAUCAAAAGGUCUUAAGCAUACUGAACAAAUCGUACAUGCCCUUGUCGAAAUAGUCCAUGCCUUCAAUAGUUGUGAUACCUAUAGCAACGUCACAAUAGCCGUUUAUCUUCAGCUACUAUUAUGCAAUGAUGCUAUAAUAGCGUUCAGCGCCAAACAAGCCUUAAGCAUAGUAUUAAAACCAAAAACAAAACGCCGUAAAGUCUUUAUACCAAGUCCGCCUCAUUGUGUGUCUCCGCCUCUUGCCAAAAAUUCGGAAUCUGAUAGGUCAAAGACUCCACCUGCUAUAACACAACAGUCCAGCCACGAGGAGGAAGUCCAUGCCAGGCAGCAAAAUCAGUUUGAUGUUGAUGCAGUGGAAUCGAUUGGAUUAUUGGAACAGCCAGGUCAACACCAAGACAAUCAUGUCAAUCCCUUAGAGGUGUUACUUGGAGGAGGAGUUGGGUUCCCUCAAUUACUAGAUAUACCCCCAGAUGCGGACGAUGAAGCUAUGGUAGAGUUAGCUAUAGCAUUAAGUUUGCAAGAGCACCAAAUUGGAGGAGAACAAAAUCAAACCCUACAGAGCUUGCAAGUUCAACUUGGUAAUGAAGUUCUUGGACAUCAAGGUCAAUCGGCUCAAGCUCAAGAAGCAGCAAAUUUCAGUGACACCACAGCUUCAGCUGCUGGUUCAGAUGAUGAGGGAUCAACGGCUGCUACAGAUGGUUCCACUUUGAGAACUUCCCCAGCUGAACAAGCAGGUUCUGAAAGUGGAGGAAGUGGUGUUGAAAGCAUAACUGGAGAACAUAAUGUGUCAGGAAGAUCUUCUGCUUAUGGAGAUAAUAUACAAGAGGCCAUCAAUCUAGUUUCUAGAUCAGAUACUAGCUCUAUUGCAAACACUGUUGGAAUGACUGAAGCUGAUGCUCCACAUGAUGAAGUUGAAAUUGAAACAGAAAAUAGUAGCAGGUUACAUGUUUUACGUUUGCAGUUGCUUGAAAAACUGGUAGAGUAUUUACCAAAAUUGAGAAAUAUAGAUGGUGUUCGAGCUAUACCGUUCCUACAGGUCGUUCUUCAACUAACUGCUGAUAUAGAUGGUCAUUGUGAACGUGAUAGAGCUUGCCUAAAUUCCUUAUUAACAACAAUUGUUACGGAAUUACAUCUAACAAAUGACAAUUUCUCCGAUAUAUGCACUAGGACUAAACAAAGAGAAGUUCAGUUAAUAUUGCUCCGGUUACUCAGCGUAUUUAUGCAAAGAUGUAAAAUAUCUUCAUCUUCGCCAACUUCUAGCAAAAAUGUUGCUUCAGACAACUCUACUUAUGUGUCUCGCACAACUGCCACUGUUUUACACAAAGCUGAUAUUAUCAAUUAUUGUAAUAAGCUUCUCCAAGCCCUUUUGUCUUAUUGGAGAACUUCUACAGAAGAAGAUGAUUCUAAUAAUAUUACUGGAAAUCUCCUGAAGGAGCGUUUACCACAUCCUCCUCCAGAUAUGACUCCUUUCUUCCAGAGACAAUUCGUUAAGGAUAAUCAGGAUGUCUUCAAUACUUAUCCACAACUUUUGACAGAGAUUGCUUUGAGAUUGCCUUAUCAAGUACACAGACAUUCUGAAGUUUCAGAACCUAUUAGUACUGCCUUUGAUGUGUCUUGGUACAACCAUCUGUGUGACUAUAUGAUGACACCACAGACACCUUUUGUAAGACGACAAGUUAGAAAACUGUUAAUGUUCAUUUGUGGCAACAAAGAAACUUAUAGACAACUGAGAGAUUUACAUGGGUUACGAAACCACAUGAAGAGAGUCAGAGAAUGUUGCACCAAAGCUGGUUACCAACCUGCUACCGAUGUUCAACAUGCUUUAAGCUUGCCAUAUGAUGCUCUUGUUGAACUAAUUGAACACCUUAAGUAUUGUGUUGAGGUUGCACAAAGUCGCACAGGCAAUUGGCAACGUUUCUGCAUAAAAGAAGAUGAUGUCAUCCAGUUUUUAAUGCGUGUGAGUUUCCUUUUAGACGAUGGGGUAGCUCCAACUGUGUUACAACUUUUGCAAAGUGCUUUGGUUGUAAAUACACCCUCUUUAAAAAAACCUGAUGGCACCAAGGCUUCAGCUUCACGGAAAGAUCGAGAAAAAUCAGAUGAUUCGGGUGUAGAAGCUGUUUUCGAAGAGUCCAAUUCUGUUACAUUAGUAGAACAGAUUACUAAACAGAUAUCUAGAGAAGUCUUUGCCAGAUUUAUAAAAACUUUCAUGUUAGAAACGAAUAUUACUUCAGUAAGAUGGCAAGCGCAUGCACUUAUUCAAGCCGUUUAUAAAAACUCUAAAUCAAAAGACCAGGAGUCUAUUUUGGAACUUUUAUGGCAAUUGUGGCCUCUAUUACCUGCCUAUGGACGAAAAGCUGCCCAAUUUGUUGACCUUUUGGGUUACUUUUCCCUCAAGUACACCGAAAAACAAGAAGGCAUUCCUUCAAUACCUGAAUAUGUUGAACGCGCUUUGAGUGUUCUCAAAGCUCAAAAUGAAAUGCUAGCACACCAUCCUAACGCUAACUUGUAUGCACAUAUGGGCCAGUUUGUGGACUUGGAUGGAUAUUAUUUGGAAUCUGAACCUUGUCUAGUUUGCAAUAAUCCCGAAGUACCAUUCUCCAUGAUAAAACUUAGCUCCAUUAAAAUAGAUUCUAAAUUCACAACUACGACUCAAAUUGUUAAGUUACUUUCUAGCCACACUAUAAGUAAAAUUACGAUACGAAUUGCCGAUUUGAAGAGAACAAAGAUGGUUCGAACUGUUAAUAUUUACUAUAAUAAUAGAUCAGUACAGGCUGUUGUAGAAUUAAAGAAUAAGCCAGCACUGUGGCAUAAAGCAAAAAAAGUGACUUUACAAAGUGGACAGACUGAAGUUAAAAUUGAAUUUCCUUUGCCUAUUGUGGCUUGUAACUUAAUGGUUGAAUAUGCUGACUUUUAUGAGAAUAUACAAGCUUCAUCUGAAACUCUUCAAUGUCCAAGGUGCAGCGCUUCAGUUCCAGCAAACCCAGGAGUCUGCGCAAACUGUGGUGAAAAUGUAUUCCAAUGUCACAAAUGUCGUGCAAUCAACUAUGACGAGAAAGAUCCUUUCUUAUGUCACGCUUGCGGUUUCUGCAAAUAUGCCAAAUUUGACUUUAGUUUAUUGGCUAAACCCUGUUGUGCUGUUGAACCAAUAGAACAUGAUGAAGAUAGAAAAAAGACAGUAUCAAGUAUCAAUUCGUUAUUGGAAAAAGCUGACAGGGUUUACAAGCAAUUGAUUGCAAAUAAACCUACAUUGGAAUCUUUAGUUUUAAAAAUCACCGAACACAGAUCUGAUAGAAAGUCUGACGAGUCUACAGUGUCUAAUAGUACAGCUAAUGCCGGAGGUACUGCUAAUUCUGGAACCGGCUCUCAACUUAAAGUUAACAAGACCAUUCAAAUGUUGGCUCAACAAUAUUGUAAUGAAUGUAAAACAUCAUUUGAGGAAUUAAGUAAGAUCAUUCAAAAAGUUCUGGUGUCCAGAAAAGAGUUAGUCGCCUAUGAUAGAAAGCACAGGGAAAUGGAACUUCCAAAAUCGACCCCUGUUCUUAGUGAUACCUUAAUCGCUGCCGCUUGCGUCAACAAUCGCUGUUAUGGUUGUUCAACCGCCGCAACUGAACACUGUCUCACUCUCUUGAGAGCUUUAGCACAUAAUCCCACUACCAGACAAGUACUUUGCGCCAAAGGCCUUAUUCAAGAACUAGUUUGGAAUAAUCUACGGAGCGGUACUGUACAUAAUCAAGAAGAGGUGAGACAACUGCUCUGUGUUUUAACAAAAGAUAACAGGGACGCCACCGAAGAACUUUGCAAUCUGCUAAUGGAAAGAAUCAGUCUAAACUUAAAUGGACAUAUUAAUUCUGCAGAUUUGGGUACUAGUGUUCGCCAUGAAAUAGCCUUAUUAGCAGCAAUGGUUCAAAAAGAAGAUGAAUGCUGGGAACUAAAAUUAAGAUGCAUGAUGGGUCUAUUUUUGAAAGCUUGUGAAGGAUCCAAAAGCCCCUUAGUGAUGGAAUCUGUCAUUUUACCUUGCUUAAAAAUUUUACAAAGCUUAAUGAAACAACCAGAUAGUGCAAAUAAGAAAAAUAAGGAUAAAUCAAACAAUUCCAGUGUUCAUAGUAUAGGUUUAGCGGGCACCACCGUUGACGUACGCAAAUUUUUAGAAAAAGAUCCUGACCACACGUUUAAUGGUUGGAAGGCUCGUUUUCCUAAAUCUACAGAGUGUCCUGCUGCUUCAAAACCAACCAGAGAAGAGAUUCGAAGACUCUACUUGUCUGAAAAAUACCUUCGCAAAUGGAAAAGAAACACUAAAAAACUUUACACUCGUGAAAAACUAAACCUGAAUGAUACUUCAUGGCUUAAGGCUGUAAUUUUUAAUUCUAGCUCGCGUUUAGCCCGACAGGUAGCAUGUAACAUUUUAGAAGCUAUGUGUAGUUCAUUUGAACGAAAACGAGAUAUUCUUGACUUAUUAACUCACUUCCUAGUUGAAUUGAGCACAGCAGGUGAAAGUGCGGCAGAAUUUCUAGCCCUCUACCAGAAUUUAAUCCAAGAAGCGCCUUGGAAACAGUACCUAACGGUCAAUGGAGUACUGUUAGUUCUAGCUCAUCUUAUUACUGUCGAAAUUGAGCAAUUGCAUCGAUUGGAAGAAACGACUUUAACCUCAGAUCUAGCUCAGGGUUAUGCCUUGAAUCAGAUCACUGAGCUCUUGGCUUCAUUUUUGGAUGAUCCUGUUAUAAGAAGACAAUACAAGGGUAGAUUGGUAGGAGCUGUUUUGAAUGGAUAUUUGUCAUUAAGAAGAUUGGUAGUUCAACGGACUAGAUUAAUUGAUGAUACGCAGGAGAAGUUGUUAGAGUUAUUGGAGGAAAUGACCUCAGGCACUGAAGAGGAAACAAAAGCUUUUAUGUCGGUUUGCAUCAAAACUGUAGAACGAUAUAGUCUUCAAGACAUACUUACCCCAGUGUUUAUUUUCGAACGUCUGUGCUCUAUUAUAUAUCCAGAAGAAAACGAUGUAGGAGAAUUUUUCUUAACAUUGGAAAAAGAUCCGCAACAAGAAGAUUUCUUACAGGGCCGCAUGUUAGGUAAUCCAUACUGCAGCUUGGAGGGUGGCUUAGGGCCUCUAAUGAGAGAUGUUAAGAAUAAAAUUUGUCAAGAUUGUGAAUUAGUAGCCCUGUUAGAAGAUGACAACGGUAUGGAAUUGUUAGUUAAUAAUAAGAUUAUGAGUUUAGAUUUACAAGUCAAGGAUGUGUAUAAAAAGAUCUGGUUAGCAGAAGGAGGAGAUCACGAACCAAUGAGAAUAGUUUAUAGGAUGAGAGGUCUUCUUGGUGACGCUACUGAGGAAUUCAUAGAAAAUCUAAGUAAUAAAUCACAAAGUGACAUUGAUAAUGAAGAAGUCUAUAAAAUGGCAAAUGUUUUGGCCGAUUGUGGAGGUCUACAGGUCAUGGUUAUUAGGUUAGGAGCGAUCCAGAGUGUUACUAGGGCCAGGCCUCUUUUACAAGUACUAUUAAAACUAUUUAGGUUAUGUGUAAAAGUAAAUCGUUGCCAAGAAGUUCUAAUUCAACCUGAAUUAAAAUCUAUGGAAGUAUUUUUACGUACCCUCCAACUUUGUCUGGAUAGCGACCGAGAUUCUAGUCAAACUGCAGUCACUGAACAACUUUUAGAUAUUAUGGAAACGAUUUUAUCUAAAGCUACCAGCGAACCAGAAGAAAAGUUUAAAGAAUUUUCCAAAACGCUCGGUAGCGCCGAAUAUGUUAAAUCCCUCCUAUCUUGUACUAAUCAACCAGUUGUUAAAUCGAAUUCUGUACUAGUCCACUUAACUCGUGUGCUGGCUGCAUUAGUAUAUGGCAACAAAGAAAAAAUGAAAAUAUUGUUAGAACAUUUCAAUCCAGUGCUGGAUUUCAUCAAAUACGAUUUAGAACAUACACCAGAUGAUCAACAAAAAUUAGAAAUGUUCUGCGUUUUGACCAACAGUAUAGAGAAGAACGCUAUAGGAAACACUUUAAAGGAUUACAUUAUUUCACUUGAUAUAGUAAAAAAUGCAUUAGAGUAUAUUAAGAUUCACGCACCUUGUGUUAAACCGACCUUGUUAAGGGUCGACAGUGAUGAAUUAAAAGAUUUUAUUUCUAAGCCAGCACUGAAAUAUAUUUUAAGAUUCCUAACUGGAUUGGCACACAGCCACGAAAAAACCCAGUUGGCAAUAGCAGCAGCAGAAACGAUACCAAUUAUCCAUAGAUUGGAACAAGUGUCUUCAGAUGAACACGUUGGAUCUUUAGCAGAAAACUUAUUAGAAGCACUUUGCACUAAUCCAGAAGUAGCCAAGCAAAUAGACGCUGUUAGAGACUUCACUAGAUCUGAGAAGAAACGUCUUGCCAUGGCUAUGAGGGAAAAACAACUCGGACAAUUAGGAAUGAGAACUAAUGACAAAGGCCAAGUAACAGCUAAAUCGAAUAUUCUUCAACAAAUCGAGGAAUUGGGAGACGAAUCUGGUUUAGUAUGUUGCAUCUGCCGUGAAGGAUACAAAUAUCAACCCACUAAAGUAUUAGGUCUAUAUACGUUUACGAAAAGAUGUAAUGUGGAUGAAUUUGAAUCGAAACCUAGAAAAACCAUUGGAUAUACUACUGUUAGUCAUUUUAAUAUUGUGCACAUAGACUGUCAUAUGAGUGCUGUAAGAUUGGCAAGAGCAAGAGAUGAAUGGGAAUCCGCGGCCUUGCAAAACGCAAACACAAAAUGUAAUGGUCUUUUACCUUUAUGGGGACCUCAAGUACCGGAAUCAGCUUUUGCUAGUUGCUUAGCACGCCACAAUACAUAUUUACAAGAGAGCACCAAUCAUAGGGACAUUGGUCAUAGUUCCACAAUUCACGAUUUGAAAAUUUUGUUAUUGAAAUUCGCGCACGAAAAAUCCUUCCAUGAAGACACUGGUGGAGGUGGGCCACAAAGUAACAUGCACCUUAUACCUUAUCUUAUACAUGUAGCUUUAUAUGUGAUAAAUACGACAAGAGUAAACAAACGCGAAGAAGGCAGUUUAGUAUCAUACUUAGAAACCUCAAAUACAGAAAAAUGGAUAGAAUCAGCUUAUGAAGCCGAGGGUCCACUCUACUGGUCGACCAUGUCUAUUUUGCUGCAUUCAUACCAGCAGUGGCAAGAGCACAGGUUUUCUCAUCUCCGUAGGCUGUUAAUACUAGCACAUACCCGGCAUUGUCACUCUUCUGGACCGGUUAAGAGUUUGUCAGACAAACUAGCCAAAGAUUAUAUAGUUUAUAAGCCUUACUUGAUUUUCUUUGGUUUGAUAGAUGGAAUUUAUAAUUAUCUCUUUAAGAAUGUCGGUGGUACUGAUGAACAAUGGUCAAAUAAUUUAGCAGACUACAUACGCCAUAACGAUGAAGCUUUAAUGAAAUCUUCUGAGAAGUUGUUGGCUGCUUAUACGGAAGAAUUUUUACCUUGUACUUCCUUUACUGAAUUCUGUGAUGUAACAGGUUUGCUAGAUGUUAUACUCAGUCCUGAAACGUAUAUUAGUGACCUGUUGAAUGGAAUAUCUUAAUGUAAAAAUUUUCCGAAUUUUAACUGUAAACAAAGGCUGUACACUGUUUUUACUAAUUGCUUGCUGCUAGGUUAUAACCUAAAUGUAGAAUAUAUUUGCUUGUUACUGGAGUUUUAGAAAAUACUAAAUUAUUGUAACUAUUAUGGAUUUAAUUAUAUUAUUUGAAUUAAUUGUAGUUAUUAUUAAAAUGUUAAAAUACAAAGUCCUGUUCUCCAGUUAAAUAGAAAAAUGUCAAAAGUUGGUAUUAAAAUAAAUG